This is a messenger RNA of Tripterygium wilfordii, 1646 nucleotides long. Its product is annotated as thiamine-repressible mitochondrial transport protein THI74-like. Gene Ontology annotation, biological process: regulation of peptide transport. The record is from RefSeq and is a predicted model, not a curated record. Lineage: Eukaryota; Viridiplantae; Streptophyta; Magnoliopsida; Celastrales; Celastraceae. Gene Ontology annotation, cellular component: membrane. The coding region runs from base 178 to 1416 and encodes 412 amino acids. The transcript is spliced from 8 exons.
UGGCUCAAAUGUUGACUCGUUAACCUCCAAAAUCAAAGACAGCUGUUCCAAGAAUUCUAUUUUGGGCCUUAUCUUAUUGUGUACACGCACAGGACCGGCUUCUCUCAAGGUGAUGAUUUUAUAACAGUUUCAGGGGAAUUUCGACUUUGUAAUUGCAAGUUUUUGGGGUUUUGGGUGAUGGGUUGGAGGUACAAAGCUGGGUUGGGAUUGAUUUGCACUGUUGUGUUCAUAUGGGUUGCAUCUGCAGAGGUUACUCAGAGAAUAUUUGAGAAGUAUAAACAGCCAUUCGCUCUCACUUAUCUGGGUGUGUCUCUGAUGGUAGUUUAUUUACCCAUUGCACUUCUAAAAGACUUUAUCUGCCACUUACUGAACUCGAAAGUCUCGAAUCUAUUCAUGAACCUUUACUAUCGUGACUCCGUCAUGAGCUCUUCGGAUGGACUUGAUAUUCCUCUUAGAAUAAAUGAGAUGCAUGACAGCCCGGAAUCUGAUUUGGGAACGGUAUUGAUAACUGACAAGGAUCUUAGUGAAACAGAAGAGGGAUGGCCUCGGAUUACAGAGAAUGAUAAUGAGGAUCAUCUCUUGCUUGAGCAGAGUAAUGAACUUAAUUCAUGGGAGAUUGCAAAAAGGGGUCUAUAUCUUGCUCCGAUAUGGUUCACUACAGAGUAUUUAUCGAAUUCUGCUCUAGCAAACACAAGCGUGGCAAGUACUACGGUUUUAACAUCAACUUCAGGGCUCUUUACUCUUUUCUUUGGAGCCCUUCUUGGUCAGGACUCUAUAAAUAUCUCCAAGGUGGUUGCUGUCUUUAUCAGCAUGGCCGGUGUUGCCAUGACGACUGCUGGAAAAACGUGGGCACCGGAUCAAAUGCUGAGUGCUUCUGAGACUAGAAGACAUUCCAUCAUAGGAGACAUUUUUGGCCUUCUUUCAGCUAUAUCAUACGGCUUAUUUACAGUAAUGCUCAAGAAAUUUGCUGGAUCAGAGGAAGGCAAGGGAGACAAUGCGGAUGUGCAAAAGUUCUUUGGAUACAUUGGCCUUUUCACUUUUAUUGGCUUGUGGUGGCUCAUAUGGCCGCUCAAUGCUUUGGGGAUCGAACCUCCAUUCACGUUUCCACAGUCAACAUCUGUUGGAGAAGUUGUGUUGUUGAAUGGCAUUGUAGGGAGUGUUCUGUCAGACUACUUUUGGGCCCUCUCCGUGGUGUGGACAACUCCUUUGGUAGCCACUUUAGGCAUGUCCUUAACAAUACCCCUUGCAAUGGUGGCCGACAUCAUUAUACACGGGCGUCAUUACUCUGCAAUCUACAUCUUAGGAUGCGUUCAGGUUUUUGCAGGUUUUGUUAUAGCCAACAUUUCAGACAAGCUCUUGAUUAAGCGACGAUUUAGCAGCCUUGUAUGCAGCACAUCACAAAUGUACGUAUAUUGACGGACUCUAUAGAAGUAAAAUUAGAAAAAGAAAAGAAUCUGUCAGCCGCUACUGCUAGCUUUACAAAAAAACCACAAAGUAAGUAGUGAAAUGGUACUUGUAAGCUGGUUGUGUAUUGGGAUGGAGAACUGAUGCAAUUAUGUACUGGAUAUGAGUGAAUUGUAGUUGAAUGUGAAAAUACACUAAUGUACCACUCCUUAUUAUAUCAAGUUCCUCACUGUUUGUAGUGG